CCAUUUCUAUAAGUGCGAAUUUAUUCGACAAUCAACGAAGGAUGAAUACCGCAAGGAAGUGUCUGUUUGGGUCGACCCAAAAACAAGCGAUGCAGCGCACGUGGUUCCACUGCUACCGUCUCCGGUUCCUGGCACAAGCACUGCAAAAAAGCAGGGCAACACGGAAUCGUUUUUUGAUCGGCCGUUAGCGAAAAGUGAGAUGGCGGAAUUCGAGCGUCUUCUGGCCGAUAUGUUUGUCUCUGGUAAUUUCUCCUUUCGCGCCGUCGAAGAUCCUCGUUUCAUUCUUUUGAAAUUUAUGCGACCAGCGGUGAAGCCACCAAGUCGAUUUGUGUUAUCGACUCGCAUCAUCCCGCAGCGCAUUAAAUCCGUCGAAAGCGAUACUGUCAAAGCAUUGUCAUUGCAGCGGUCUGUCACUGUGACGCUGGACGGUUACAAGAAAGCAAAGCACGAUAAAGUUCUUGGAAUUAUGGCUACUGUCAGAAACAGUCAAGGUGUGGAAAACCAUUUUUUGUCCACUGAAAUUAUUUCAUCUCAAUCGUCUCGAGCUGAGGACGUCAUGGAGAAAAUUGAAAACAGUUUUACGAUGUUGGAAGAAAAAUACAAGGCCUGUGCUCGCACAGUUACGUGCGACUCGGAUGCCGCCCACGUGAAGGCAAGGCGGUUAAUGAAGGAAAAGUAUCCCAGCAAGAUAUUUUUGCCGUGCAGUGCCCACCAAAUCAACUUGAUCGUGAAGGACGUUUUGACAUCAGUCCCAAAAUUUUCAGCCGUUUGCAAGAAAGCUGUCGACAUUGUUUCGCUACUUGCGGCGCGCACGAAAGCGCUAUCCGUUCUUCGCGAGGAGCAGAUGAAGUACAAUGGCAGCACGACAGCCAUAAGCAAACCAUGCGACACACGGUGGUACAGUUACAAUAAUAUGUUCCGAGCGAUUGUCAAGUCGCGGCUUCCUCUUCAGGGCAUGGUCGCGCGGCUAGCAGACGACCGAUCGAAGACCGAAGGGCUUACAAAGCUUAAAGCUAUCAUUGAAGAUGCAGCAUUUUGGAGUGCUCUAAAGUAUGUUGUGGAAAUUCUGGAUCCGAUCACUGUAGCUCAAGGAAUCACAGAGACAGAUGGGUGCACCUUAGGGGAUGUUAUCAGUCAGUUUGCGAAAAUUUACCACGUGUUUAUCGCACUGGAAAACGACGAUUUAGCGAACGUGUUAGGGUCGACCCUAGAAAAACGCUGGCAAAAAUUUUACGAUCCGUCGCUUUUUGUGCUGGCUUUGAUACUGGACCCGAAGUCCAAAAUGAAAGCGUUUAAUACUUCUGGACGUUUCAAUUUUGGGGUUGUUUUGCGCUGGAACAAGGGCAUAUUUGGAGAUGAUGUUGCAUCAAAUCUAUCUUCUGCGGAGCGCUACUGGAACUAUGUGCAGUACGAACACAAAGAGCUGGCCAGCUUAGCUUUGGAACUUUUGCACGUCGUCGUGCAUGCUGCGAGUUUGGAGCGCGCUUGGAGUCAAUUAGGAUUCGUGCAUGACGACAACCGGUCUAACUUAAAACUCGAUUUGGCUACAGGAAUGGUUGCGAUGCGAAUGAAAUUUCAAAAAAGAAGAUGUUGUGGCAAAACGAGAAGCGCAGCGAAUUGCAGCCCUAAAACAAUCCGUGAAGGUCGACCUUCAGACACACAAGAAGAGCGGAAGUACGGUAGUCGAAAUGGACGACGACGGUGA
This is a messenger RNA of Paramacrobiotus metropolitanus, 1705 nucleotides long. RefSeq lists its product as uncharacterized. Lineage: Eukaryota; Metazoa; Tardigrada; Eutardigrada; Parachela; Macrobiotidae. The record is from RefSeq and is a predicted model, not a curated record.